Molecule: messenger RNA, 402 nt
Organism: Macrosiphum euphorbiae (potato aphid)
Lineage: Eukaryota; Metazoa; Arthropoda; Insecta; Hemiptera; Aphididae
Source: the annotation of a GenBank genome assembly
AUGACUACAAAGCUGAUUGUAUUUGCUGCCCUGAUUGGACAAAUGGCCAUUGCUUACCCACCCGAGUACAAAAGCUACAACGAUGGUCACCACGAUCACUAUGCUCACGCACCUGCACCGUAUCAUUUCGAGUACGGCGUAAAAGACCUCCAUACACACGACAUCAAAAGCCAAAGCGAAGUGAGCGACGGCCAUGGUAAUGUCAAAGGAUCUUACAGCUUAGUAGAAGCCGAUGGUUCAACACGUCUUGUCGAGUACACCGCCGACCACGAGCACGGUUUCAACGCUGUAGUCAAGAAAAUCGAAGCACCCUAUCAUCACAGUGAACACUCUGACAUUGGUUACCAUCAUCACGAAUCACUUCAUCCAUACAAAUCAUCAUCUCACUUCAAGUUCUAUUGA